UUACCACUGGAACAAACAAAUCUUUACUCUCUCUCUCACACACACACAGACCGAUUGCAAUUUACGCCCUUCUUCUUCAACAAUCCUCACUCCUCACCUACUCCGGCGCCACUCUCUGAAACAAGAACACCAAAAUAAUGGCAGCGCAGCCGAUCAAAUUCGGAAUCGUGGGAUGCGCCGACAUAGCGCGCAAGGUCUCACGGGCGAUAACCCUCUCCCCAAACUCCACCCUCUACGCCGUCGCGAGCCGAACCCACGAGAAGGCGGCCAAAUUCGCCAAGGAAAACGGGUUCCCCGAUUCGGCCAAGAUAUACGGGUCGUACGAGGCCCUACUGGACGACCCGGAAGUUGACGCCGUCUACCUGCCGUUACCCACGAGCCUGCACAUCAAAUGGGCCGUGCUCGCCGCCCAGAAGAAGAAGCACCUGCUCUUGGAGAAGCCCGUCGCCCUGAACGUCGGAGAGUUCGACGUGAUUCUCGAGGCGUGCGAAUCCAGUGGGGUGCAGAUCAUGGACGCUACCAUGUGGAUGCACCAUCCCAGAACUGCUAAGAUGAAGGAGUUUCUCUUAGAUUCCUCACGAUUUGGCGAUCUCAAAACUGUGCAUACCUGCUUCACAUUUGCAGCAGAUAAGAACUUUCUAGAAACCGACAUUCGUGUAAAGCCAGAUCUCGAUGCCCUCGGUGCACUAGGCGAUGUAGGGUGGUACUGCACGAGAUCAAUCUUGUGGGCAGCCGAUUUCGAGCUGCCCAAAUCAGUAGUCGCACUGCACGGAACUGUAUACAACACCUCGGGAGUCAUCUUAGCCUGCAGUGCUUCUCUACAGUGGGGAGACGGAAAGACGGCCACCUUCCACUGUUCUUUCUUAUCCAACUUAACAAUGGACAUGGCUGUUGUCGGAACAAACGGCACUCUGAGAUUCCACGACUUUGUGAUCCCGUUCGAGGAGAACAAGGCCUCGUUCGGGACGGCUGUCAAGUCAGGAUUCACCGAGCUCGUUACUGGGUGGGAACCGAAGCCGAGCGAGCACAUUGUUACGACGGAGCUUCCUCAAGAAGCUCUUAUGGUGAGUGAGUUUUCGAGGCUGGUUGGGUGUGUGAAAUUUGAGGGGGCGAAACCCGAGAAGAAGUGGCCGAUGUAUAGUAGGAAGACACAGCUUGUUUUGGAUGCGGUUAAGGUUUCGAUCGAGAAGGGUUAUCAAAGUGUUGAGAUCGUUGAGUAAUUAGGUAUUAUUGAUCUUUUUUGUUGUCUUUGCAAGGGAAUUUGUGUCUGUUGUUUAUGUGUAAUAAGAUGCAUUGCUUCGAAUUAAUCGAUUGAAUUGUUUUCGUAUUGCAUGGAUACGGUCUUUUGUGGAAUAAAACGACACUUUGAUAUGUGAAUAAAUGUGUUGUCUUUUUUUGUUA
Molecule: messenger RNA, 1401 nt
Organism: Erythranthe guttata (spotted monkey flower)
Lineage: Eukaryota; Viridiplantae; Streptophyta; Magnoliopsida; Lamiales; Phrymaceae
Product: putative oxidoreductase At4g09670
Molecular function (GO): nucleotide binding
Source: RefSeq, a predicted model, not a curated record